This is a messenger RNA of Uloborus diversus, 6189 nucleotides long. RefSeq lists its product as uncharacterized. The record is from RefSeq and is a predicted model, not a curated record. Lineage: Eukaryota; Metazoa; Arthropoda; Arachnida; Araneae; Uloboridae. The transcript is spliced from 6 exons. Bases 55 to 729 code for a protein of 224 amino acids.
GCAUUUGUGUUAGUUAUGAAGUGAUGGAAGCGCACUUGUUUAUUUUGGUAUGCGAUGUUUGCCUCAGUUUUAUUCAUUGUUGUCCUUCUUCUCAGCUUUAUUGCUCAAGGUCACAGUCACGUAGGCCAGCCCUGUAACAGCGUUUUUAGAAUAUGUUUAGCAAGUCAUUCUUAUUGUGAUGAAAAUAAUAUCUGCAGAUGUGAACCAGAAUAUCCUGUCAAUAUAUCCUUACAUUCCUGCAAAAAAGGAAAGCAAUAUAGUGAAAGAUGUGAUUAUUCUGAAGAGUGCUCUUAUUAUGAUCCCAACUCUUACUGUACUCAACUGCCUUAUAGAAGCAUAUGUGAAUGCCACUCUGGGUAUGCCUACAAUGCUUUUAAAAAGAUUUGUGAUAAAGUUGGAGGUGACACCCCCAAACCUACAACUCUUUUAUUUCCUACUGCAAUUGGAUUAUGUCUAGGAUUUUCUGGUGUUCUUUGCUGUUGCAUGGUUGCAUGGCAAGUUUGCAAAAGGCGAGAUUUUAGAAAUAAUUUUGACAGACACCAUUCUGCAAUACAUACACAUUAUCAGGAUAGUGGUGAAAAUCUACGACAAAUUCCAAGUGCUCCUCCUCCUGCUGAUGAGACCCUACCAAAUUAUGACACUGUGUUAACAUUGAAGGUAUCCGAAGAUAAUGAUCCCCCUCCUUCUUAUGAGGAGGUCAUUGGACAAGAACAAACAUUAAAAACAUAGAUAUUUCUUUUGCAAUUACAAAAUUUUUAUGCCUAAAAAAAACAUAAAAGUUUUGAGUUCUAUAAAUAACUACACAUGAGUUAUGUAGAGUUUUCAAUUGAUAAAAGUGCUUAUGUAUGUUCUUACUACUAUGAACUUGUGUUCCUUACAUUGCCAUUACCAGAUAGCUAUCUGGCUAAGAUUACUUUUAUAUUGUAUUGGUUUCUGUGUUAAUGUACAUUAUAUGAAAUGUAUAUGUGAUGAAAAUAUUUAUUUUAUUUUGUAGUAGAAUUAUUAGCAUGUGUUACUUGUAAAAAUAUUUUGAAUAAGUCUUAUUAAAAAUGCUUGAAAUUAGGCUUGAAUUCUAAGUGAUAUUUGUUAUAGACUAAAAAUACAUGCAUAAUUUAUUCAUUUCAUAGGCAUAACUAUAACAAAUUUUAUAAAUGCAUCUUCAAGAUAUACUAAGCAAAAACUAAAAAAAACCUUCUGAACUAGAAUUAAGUUAGUCUAAUAGUGUCUCAGAUUGUGUUUUUGUCAUUGAUUGCAUUAUUUCAUUUAUAAUGUCAAGGUAAAUAUUUACUUUCUUUUUCAGAAUUUCAUCUUAAAUUCCAAAGGAGAUAUUAGUUAUAGUAAAACUGCUUUAAGCAUCAAAGCAUUUAUAUUUAAGUGUGCUCAUGAUAAGAAAUGUUACAGAUUAACAUAUGAUUCUGUAAAGGGUAAAAUUAACAAUUGCUGCAGGCCACCAAAUGAAAAACAGCAUUUGUUAAUGAAACCUUAUAAAAUAACCUUUAAGUGUACAAAAAGCAUUAAUUGGUAAAAUAUUUUCCACCACAAUCAAAAUGCUGCCUUUAGGAGCAAAUUUCAUUAAAAACAUUGCUUUGAAUAAUGAGUUUAGGAUUAUUAAUUUUACUAAAAAAAAAAAAAAAAACUUUGGUCAGCACUUUGACUAAAAAAAAACCCCUGGCAAUGAAAUUGUUACUUUUUAUUAAAAUGUUAUAUUAUUUGUACCACUUUUCUCAGCAUGCUUAACUGUAGGUUUAUAUAUGUGGCUGAGUUUUUGUUACAUCUAUGUAGCUGGAUUUCAGUUAACCCUUUUUGGAUGACUUAGUACAGGGGUUUUUGAAAUGACGUUACCGACAGUGUUGUAAUGCUAAAUAUUUUAUAAUCAGAGUGUUGAGUUAGAGGGGAAACCGUCCUUGUACUUUGUUCAUUGAUUAACGGGGGGGGGGGGGGGGGGGGGGGGGGGCAAAUAAACAGUCAUGUAAAUUUUCUUAAUUAGUUUUUAAGAAAGUAAACAAGAAAUAAAACUAUUCAAAUAUUAUUUCCUAAAAAUGUAUUAAAAUAAUUCCAGAGGAUUUUCAGAUACCAUUUUAUUAAUAUUCUGUCUACCAUUGUCCUAAAACUCUCUGCCUUGAAACAACAGUAGACCAUCUUACUAUCAUACCUGGGUUUAGAUAUCUGAGGCUGCAAUAUGUUGACAAGGCUUUCAAAAAUGGCAAUCAAAACCAUUUUAAUGUCUACUGCAACUGUUUUGGUCCAAAAACUUUUAGCUCAACAACGUUUAUUUAUUUAUUUCUAAUUGCUCUUUAAAUUGUUUAUCAUUCCAGGAAAUAAUUUACUCUGAUUAAUAGAAAUAAUCUUUUAAUUAAUGGUCGAGGUUUCUUGACCUGAAUUUCAUUGUCUAUGCUGCAACCUCAUCAUUGAACAAUCUGUGUUCCUCUUUUUGUCAACUGGAAAUCUUAUGGUUCUGCAUAUUUUUUGUCCUUAUCUGCAAUAGUGAAGUUCUUUGCUUUAAACUCUUGAUAGAGUAGAAUGUUUAUUUAAUGAAACUCACUUCAGCAAACAAUAAUUUGAUUCAGUAAUCAUAAAUUGCAUCCCGCGUUUUUUCAUGUGCUGAUGCUGACUUAUAUAAUUUUAAUACUUGUUUAUCUUGAUGAAAAACCAAUAUUAAGGUCUUGUGAUAAAAACAAACAUGAAGGUAUUUUAAAUAGAAAAUACAUAUAAAUGCCUAUAGAGAAACUACCUAUUCAUGUUUCAUAGGCAAAUUUUUUGGUAACUCCUUACUAAGUUCUGUAGUUAUAUUAAGAUUUAUUAUUUUUAUCUAAGAAAGAAUUUUAUACACUCAGCAAUGAUUUGUGUCUUCUAAAAUGAAUUUUCAAGAGUUUCUAAAAAACUGUUGACAAUUUUUAUCAGAAAGUUUGACUAUCCGAAUGAGAGCAAUUCCAGAUUAAUAUUUUUUCAACUGCAUGAAACUUGUUUUUAUGCAUGGUUGGUUCAUAAUUUUAUGUAAAAGAAGAAAAAAAAACUUUACCAUAACCAUGGUUCUUUUGAUAUUAUAAAUAAAGAUAUUCGAACACAUUUCAAAAUUAUGUGGUAAAUUUUUCUUAAGUUUUACUGUGAAGCAGCGGAUAAACCAAAUAGCUUGAAAAUUGGUGUACAUGUCUAAAUUUCAAUGCUGAUUACAGAUCUGAUUAUGAAAUUUAAGCAUUUGAAAUCUUAAAUGUUUAUGCUCAUUUUAAAAUGAAAACUGCUCCUGAACAAAAUUUUAUGAUUUGUACAUUAUUCCUGAUAAAUUGACAGAUUUCAUAGACUUAUAUUUGAAAUAGUAUUCAAAUAAGAAGUUUAAGUUUUUUCCCCAAUAGUGUAUAUAACUGUUAUUAGAUUUGUAUGAUAAAAAAUAUUCAGUCAUUUUAUUGACAAUUGUAAAAUAGAUAAAUAUAGGACAAUAACCCCUAUGUCCUUUAUGGUUGUGUGACUUUUAGCCCAACUGCUAAACUUCAUCUAACUUUUCAGAACAAGUAGUUUCCCUACCUCUUAUAUAGUAUGCCUAUAUUAGGAAAGCUAUCACGUUAUAAUUUAACUGAAAGGAUAAAUGAAAAUUACUCUAUUAUUUGUGUGAAUUAUUUUUCUGACAGGUUAUAUUUUUGUUGUGCCAGUUUAAAAGUAAAAAGUUCACCAAAUGAUGUACAAAAUAUUCCUUUGAACACUGGCCAAAGUCUAUGAGGAAUGAAUAAAACCUUUAAAACUGUGUAACUGCUACAUUUAAACCAGAAAAAAAAAAUUUAGUGAUUAAAAGGUGUCCUUGUGCUUACGUCAGCAAAAGUGGUUAGAGUAUUAACUUAGUUUAACUAUCUUCAUCCACAACCCUUCCACCCCCCCCCCAAAAAAAAAAGGAAAAGAAAAGCAAAACAUGAAACAAUUGUCAACAUUUUUCAUUAUCACUGUGUAAUCAUUGUAACUUUUUCAGUAAUGGUGUAUCAGUUCAAGCCCAUAGGUGAUACAUCAGUCUUCAAAGUUAAUUAGAACAUUAACCCAAUUUUAUCACACCAGGGUGUUAGUUAACAUUAGCCACAUAUUUGUCAUGGCCAUCCCAAAAGGGUUAAUUUUUAUCAAUGUUCUAGUGAUAUGACUUUUUAAAGGCAUUAUUUUGUGAAGAUAAUAUUGUCCAAUUAUAUGUAUGUUCUUCACUCUAAAAUAUUGUUCUAUACCUUUCAAAUUUCAAGGUAAUGUUUUAAUUUCACUGCAUUUGAAGCAUGUUAAAAAUUUAAAAUGUAUUGCAAAGUAUAUUGAACUUUUGUUGUUUAUAUGACUAAUACAGGGUGGUCCAAAAAACAUGAUAGAAAGUAAGCGAUCUUUGGAAGAAAAAAUUAAAAAAAUAUAUAAACAAUUGUUUUUAAUAAAGAUAUAAAUGACAUUUAACUUGAAAGAUUCUCAAAAGGUGUACCUUUUCCAGUUAUUGAAUUAUAAAGGUGGUUAAGAAACUCUAUAUAACUUGCUGGAGUGUGUCACGACCAAUAAUUGCAUCUAGUUCACUUCUGCAGUCAACUUUCAGGUUCUCCAAUGAUUUAAGGCGUUUGCUAUAGAUUUGUCCUUGUUUUAAAUCCCGUAAGAAGGUGCAUAGAUUUGGGUCCGCACUGCAUAGGGAAUAGCAUCUAUUACAUACCCUGUAAUUUUUUAUGCAUUUAAUGCCAUCAAAUGCUCACCAAGCAUUGUUUCAAGCCAUGUGAAGGUGUCAGCAACUCUAUAGGGACAAGCCCCAUCAUACACAAACUAGUACUUGCAUGUUGUGUUGAGACAGCCUGCUUCAGAGCCAAAGUGAUGAUGAUUUUGUAUGGAUGAUAUUCCACUAUUUUCGUGAGUCUAUGAAAUGAUGUUUUGGACAUGCUUAAUUGUUGGGAUGCCUGUUGAUUGGAAAUGAUUGGCUGAUUCUCAAAGAAGAUCUGUACAUGCCCCCUGUUGUCAUCAGUAACAAUUGUGGAUUAAUGUUUCCACACCAUGCUUCUUGCAUCCCAAACACUCAAAAUGGUGGAUUCAAAUUAGAUCAUUACCUUUUAGACAAUGAAAAUUAGGGCAAGAUUGGGACCAAAACACCAGAUAUGUGAUAGCAUCAAAAUGUCGGCAACUUUCAAGUGCUAUAACAAACUGUGUAAUUACUACUUGACUAGAUGUCCUUUUCUUUCAGAACACUGAACAACAUGAUCGUCAAAAAGCAGCAUUGCGUUGAUUAUUCUCAUAAAAUUUUCUUGCGAUAAUUUUUUCCAGGGUCAGUAAUCCCUUAUUGCUUACAAUUUAUUUCUGGUAAUUCAGUAUUUCCAUGAAAUGCCAAUAUAUGUGCUAUUGCAGUAUGGGAAAAUUGCACACAUCAAUACAUUGGAAAUCAGGAACUUAAAAAACUUCCUUGUUUUUUGGAUCACCCUGUACCUAUAUAAAUCAGUUGCAUUUCUUUUCACCACAAGUUUAAAAUUUCCUAGGAUAGGAAAGUUUUUCAUUUACAGGUUUUGAUGUAUAGUAAUGUUAACAGAAAUUACUGCAAGAAUUUAUAUCAUUUAUCAAGUUUUUGUUGUGCAUUGUAUUUCACUUUAAAAACACACCACAUGCAUGCAAUAUGAUACAAGUUGAGGAAAAAAGGAAUCUCCUAGUAAAGUUCCAAAAUUCAAUUUUUUGGCUGAUUUCAUUGUGUGCUUUUAAUUGCACUUUUAGAGCUGUUAUUUAGAGUUUUAAAAUUGCAUUAAAUGUACAUUAUGUAUGAUUAUGUUUGGAUAUUUAUACAUAAAUGAGCUUUGAUUCCUUUUAAAUUAUACAUUGCAUAUAGAAAUUUUUGACUAGAUUAUUUUAUGUAGCUGUUAUGUUAUAGUUUUCUUAUUUUAUUUUAAGUUCAAAAAUUUUUAAAUAAUCGACUCUGAAUAAGCAAAUGCAUUUUCAAUGUUCCUUGAGCUUAUUGUAAAAUUCAUUUUUUAUAUAGAUUACACUUUGAUAGAACAAAUGUAUUUUUAAUGUCAGCUAAUGUAAGAAAAACAGUAUUUUUGUUACCGAAUGUUAAAAGAUUUGUAAAAAAAAUUUUAACAAGUGUGCCAUGUUUUGUAACUUCUUACAUGCAUUGAUAUAUAUGAACAGCGUUAUUUUGCAUAUCAUUCUUACAAUCAGCUCCUCUUGUUUAUAUACUGUGUAAAGAAAAUAAAUUUGCUAUUUUUUUUUCUUUUA